Molecule: messenger RNA, 1450 nt
Organism: Aedes albopictus (Asian tiger mosquito)
Lineage: Eukaryota; Metazoa; Arthropoda; Insecta; Diptera; Culicidae
Product: mitochondrial thiamine pyrophosphate carrier
Exons: 2
Coding region: 334-1275 (313 amino acids)
Biological process (GO): transmembrane transport
Source: RefSeq, a predicted model, not a curated record
AGUAACUGUUCCGAUUAUAAUACAACCAUUAAAGCGGUAGCUGCACUUGAAACAUUGAUGUCUUAUUUUGAUUACCUGUAGUGUUGAAGUUUGUUAUCGCUUGUUUGUUGGUAAAUAAGCAUCAUAUCGCAGAUCGUGUCGCAGAAACGACAAUUUGAUGGAUCGAAAAUUUUGAUUUUGUAACCUGAGACGAUUUAGUUCAAACUCCAAGGAGAAAUUCAUAUCACCCUUGCUGCCACAUAUGAUGAAAUCGAUUCAUCUAUCUUAUCCACUGUGAUGUAACACUGGAACGAUCAUAAGGCUCAUUACUGUACAUAGAGAUCGAAGCCAGCUAUGGACCGCCAUAAGGAUGACCGAGCCAACUACACAGCCCUGGCCGGAGGUCUGACCGGUGUUAUCACGCGUUUCAUCUGUCAGCCUUUGGAUGUACUGAAGAUUCGUCUCCAGCUGCAAGUGGAACCGAUCAGCACUCGAUCGGAAACCUCCAAGUAUCGAUCGGUGGCCCAAUCGAUCAGCUGCAUUUACCGUGAGGAAGGUCUGUUCGCUUUCUGGAAGGGACAUAACCCGGCUCAGGUGCUCUCGCUGGUUUACGGAGUUGCACAGUUUUCGUUCUACGAACGAUUCAAUCUAGUACUGCGUGAUCUCGAAUUGCUCAAAGGACACGAUCGAGCGAGGAAUUUCUUAUGUGGUGCUUGCAGUGGAUCGUUUGCUGCGCUGACCAUCAUGCCUCUGGAUGUCAUCAGGACUCGGGUCAUAUCGCAGGAUCCUGGAAAGGGAUACAAGAAUGGAUUCCAGGCAAUCAGCACCAUCUAUCGGGUGGAAGGAAUACGGGGAUUGUAUAGAGGGUUAGGACCAGCUUUGUUGCAGAUCGCACCUUUAACCGGAGGUCAAUUUAUGUUCUACAAUAUGUUCGGCACCAUUGUGAAGCAGAUAGAGCAGCUUCCACCGAAUGCAAAUCUACCGCCAACAGAGCUAUUCGUUUGCGGGGGAAUGGCUGGCCUCUGCACCAAAUUGAUAGUCUACCCACUAGACCUAGCCAAGAAGCGACUACAGAUACAAGGAUUUUCUCAGAGUCGUCAAACGUUUGGCAAACAUUUCGUGGCCAACCAUUUGCUACAGUGCCUCUACCAGGUGUGCCGUGACGAAGGUCUCCGUGGAUUGUACAAGGGGCUAAAUCCAUCGCUGCUGAAAGCUGCCCUGACGACUGCAUUUUACUUUGCCAUUUACGAUCGACUGCUGCUGAUGUUCAACAGUGGCUUCCGGAGGUCCGGUUAAUAUAAUUGAUGAUAUUAGUAUACGUCGUUGAUAUUACCGAAACAAGCACACUGCUGUCAAGUACGCUUCCUCGCGAAUGCCAUUGAUUUUAUAUUUGAUACUGUUCCUAGGCUUAAGAUUCACUUACUCAGGGUAUUUUAAUAAUGCACAAAAGAAUAUAUAUGAGAUACCUGAA